Molecule: messenger RNA, 1071 nt
Organism: Scedosporium apiospermum
Lineage: Eukaryota; Fungi; Ascomycota; Sordariomycetes; Microascales; Microascaceae
Exons: 3
Coding region: 1-1071 (356 amino acids)
Biological process (GO): positive regulation of transcription by RNA polymerase II
Cellular component (GO): nucleus
Molecular function (GO): transcription cis-regulatory region binding; DNA-binding transcription factor activity
Source: RefSeq, a predicted model, not a curated record
AUGCCAGGCCUAGUUUUUCCUAACAAUGCCAUUCCUAGAACUAACGAUAACUCGAUGUCAGAAGAUCAUGGCGGUGUCUCACCAGAGCCGGGGCCGGCAAGAACGCCGGAGUAUGACGACGGAGGCUACUUUUCGCCGUCGGGCUGUACUAGUAGCAGCGCAGCACUAGACUCACUCCCUUCAAACCCUUGCGGGCUAAGAGUCGAGAGUAGCACCGUUGCCGCUCUUGAUAUUGCUUCGCCAAGUCGUUACUUCGGCGAGAGGGUGCCACAGAUGGCAUUGAGAAACAAAGCGCUUUGUUACGCAUGCCUAACAUGCGCAUCGCGCGUGCUCACUCGCAGAGGUGAACUCGACAAGGCUCAGGGAGAUGUGUACGAAGAUACGGCAAUUUCGACCCUGAUUCCACAAUUACCCACCAGCAGUACCUGCGAUGAGGCUCGCCGUGAGAUCCUCCUUGCUACUGUUGUCAUUUUGCGCAUGGCAGAGCAGUUUUCCGAGGUCAAAGAUGACGCACGUUGCCAUCUUGCUGGAGCAUCGUCUCUUCUCAUAAGCAAAGCAGAAACCGAAGCACGACCCUCCCUAGGCGUUGCUGCCUUCUGGCUGUACAUGAGACAAAAGCUUCGUGCCGCAUUCCUCAACGAAGAGCCAUGUAAGUUUGACAUGGCCCUAGUUGCGGACGAUGUUGGAACCGCUCCGGCUCCUGACGUGGUGUGGACAAACCGUGUCACCGCGCUGCUGGCGAGGACAUGCUCAGCUUGCUGGGAUCCAGGACUGGAACCAACACUAAGAAAUGAACUACUUGAGGAGCUGGAGAAAUUAUUAGAGGGGUGGCAAGAAAGUAUCCCUGAGACUUUUCAGCCAUGGAGCGAGUACCAGGCGGAAAACGACCCGUUUCGUACAAUCAAGUACAUAACUGUUGCGUGGCAGUACUAUUACGCAGCGAAGGUUCUCGUGGUCUUGUAUAAGAUGCCCAAAGACAUGAAUUUAAUCGAAAUAACGCGGUAUAUGGAGGUGAGUGUCGAGCCAGGACUGAACUCUUCGAACCCGCAAUGGCUUGGAAGUCUAUUCUAA